AGAUGCUACUGUGAUGCUGCACACUGUGUUGCAACUGGCUAUAUGUGCAAAUCUGAGCUGAGCGCCUGCUUCUCCAGACUGCUUGAUCCUCAGAAUACACAUUCCCCUCUUACUCAUGGCUGCUUGGACUCUAUCGCAAGCACAGCUGAUAUCUGCCAAGCCAAACAAGCACAAAACCACUCUGGCACCACCACCAUGUCCACAUUGGAAUGCUGUCAUGAAGAUAUGUGCAAUUACAGAGGACUACAUGAUGUUUUGUCUCCUUCCAGGGGCGAUAGUUCAGGUAGGGCAAGGAAGUGGGAGCAUCUUGGCUGACAGAUACUCAUCACCAAGGUGCAGGAAUUGACCUCUUCGAAAGAGUUAUGGUUCAGGGCAGCUGUAAUAGCUGUUCCUAUAGCUGGUGGGCUAAUCUUGGUGCUCCUUAUCAUGCUGGCCUUGCGGAUGCUCAGGAGUGAAAAUAAGAGACUGCAAGAUCAACGACAACAAAUGCUUUCUCGUUUGCACUAUAGUUUUCAUGGACAUCAUUCGAAAAAAGGGCAGGUGGCAAAAUUGGACUUGGAAUGCAUGGUGCCUGUGACUGGUCAUGAGAACUGUUGCAUGACCUGUGAGAAAAUGAGACAUUCAGACCUCAGCAAUGAUAAAAUUCUUUCACUAGUCCACUGGGGAAUGUACAGCGGACAUGGGAAGCUGGAAUUUGUAUGACCAAUUAUUUUUUAAUCUGAGCUAAACUUACUCUCUGAACUCUUGAAGGCCUUUGAGUUCUGCUGGACAGGAGCACUUUAUCUUAAAACAAAAACUCUCAUAAAUCAUCUUUGAGAAACAAAGGACCUCUGCAGACAGAAUCUUGGAUAUUUCUUCUGAAGGAUUCCAAAAGUUGUCUUAUUUGCACAGAGUAAAAUACACUCAAAUGUAUUGUUUGCUUUAAAGUUAUGAAAGCAGAAAAUAGAAGUUGUAAACACUGUCACCAGGGUUAUCUGAACUGUAGGGAGCUGAGAACUAAGUUGUUAUAAUAAACUGUAUGCAAGCUCCUAUGUUUCCUGACUUAUUGUAAAGAUUUUUUUUAAAUAUAUAUAUUUUGU
Opisthocomus hoazin is the source of this 1079-nucleotide messenger RNA. Lineage: Eukaryota; Metazoa; Chordata; Aves; Opisthocomiformes; Opisthocomidae. The record is from RefSeq and is a predicted model, not a curated record.